ACCGACAGUGAACCGCUUUGGUUUUCUCGAAUACACUCGCGAAGAUCAACCUCUUUUCCUGCGCCUAUCCUCUCUCUCGGCGAGAAUGCCCGAGAAUCCAUUGCAGCUUAUACUACAUUCUUUCGAGAAAGUUUCCAACUUCAUCCAAAUUCACCUCUCCAGUUUAACUCUCCAACUCCAACCUCAUAACCAAUCGCCCACCGUUAAACAACAACCAAUCUCCUCUAUCUCUCACUCUUCCAAGCUCAACCCAUCCACCAGAAACUCCUCUGCUUUCCAGUCCCACGAUGUGAAGGGAAAAACUGCAGGUCCGGUGUCGAAAGAAGAGCUUGGUAGGGCUUCAUGGACAUUUCUUCACACUCUUGCUGCCAGGUACCCAGAUAAACCAACAAGGCAACAGAAGAAAGAUGUUAAAGAAUUGAUGUCAAUACUAUCACGCAUGUACCCUUGUAAAGAAUGUGCAGAACACUUCAAACUAAUUUUGAGAUGGGGUUGGCUGCUAUAUGAAGAGCGGCCUGAUUGUCACAAUAAAGUAACGCCGGACCAUGAUGGUGAACACGCAGUUCACGAAGAAGACCGAGGAGCCAGACAAUCUCACACGUGGUGUUGGAAAUGGAGCGAUAUUCAGCUUCUGCCGAAGAACGAGAGAGAACUUGCUGCUUCUUUGAUCGCCAAUAAAUGA
Messenger RNA from Morus notabilis, 682 nucleotides. Its product is annotated as FAD-linked sulfhydryl oxidase ERV1. Gene Ontology annotation, molecular function: flavin-dependent sulfhydryl oxidase activity; flavin adenine dinucleotide binding. Bases 86 to 682 code for a protein of 198 amino acids. Gene Ontology annotation, cellular component: mitochondrion. The record is from RefSeq and is a predicted model, not a curated record. The transcript has 5 exons. NCBI's taxonomy places the organism in Eukaryota, Viridiplantae, Streptophyta, Magnoliopsida, Rosales, Moraceae.